CAGACGAUGCUGCGAUGUCCCACCAUACAACAUCCGAAUGCCUGAGCAGGGGCUGCUCGUACAGCCCGUCGCAUUCGCUCGAAUACACGGCCCUGCAGUACGCGAGCAGGAAGGGCUCGCUGGACGAGGUCAGGUACCUGAUCGAUAGUGGAGCGGAUUUGGACUCUGGGCCGGAUCCGGCCCUGCAUCUGGCAAUCCGCAGGAGGCACACUCCUAUCGCCCUGAUGCUGCUGCAGAGCGGAGCUGAAUACGAGAUGCGAGAUUCCCACGGAGAUUAUCCGAUUCAUAUCGCCUGCACCGUUGGUCUUCUGGACGUGGUGCACACUCUGUGUGCGCUCGGCUGCAACGUCGAAGUGCCCACCACCAAAGGUCUAUACCCUCUGCAUCUGGCUGCAAAGAACGGGCACAUCAAUAUAAUAAGGUGUUUGUGCACGGCCGGCUGCAAUAUCGACGUAAAGUACUCGGACAACGUCAGGGCGGAUGUAACAGCCAUCAAGUACGGAUACAACGACAUCUGCGAGCUUUUAGAUAAGUUGCGUGCAACUGGGAACCGGGAUCAGUUCGCGCGCCAGCUGGUUCCCACCUCUAAGCCGGCCCUGAAGCUCUCCCUUCGAGUCCUCGGCAAUUGCGGCGUAGGGAAAACCUCGAUGGUCAAGUCUCUCAAUGCUGGACUCUUCAGCUCUUUGUUCAGACGUUCCAGCUCGCUGCAAAGCAACAAAUCAAGACCUUCUUCACCGAUUAACAACACACAGAUCGAGAUGGACGUGACGUCGCGUCAGAAUUCGCUGAACUUCGAGUCUACGGCCAAUUACAAUUCGACCAACGGCAUUCACGUGCAAAAUGUGGACAUAUCGAACGUGGGAGAAGUCACCGUUUGGGAAUUCUCCGGGCAGGAAAACUUCUUCCCCGUCUAUCAUCAUUUCCUGUACCCGAAUCCGCACGCCAUCACCGCCAUCCUCUUCAACUUGGAGGACACCGUCAACGUGCAGAUACAGCAGGUCUUAUUCUGGCUGAACUUCCUGAUGGCAAGGCAACACUCCGAUUUACCGUCCUAUGAGUACGGUAAGAUUGUGCUCGUCGCGACGCACGUGGACACGACUCGCGCCGUCAAGAAUCAGCAGGGCGAAUGGAUCUGCCCCGAUGCCCAGAAGACGGUGGACGCCGUCAUCAAGGCGACGCCGCACGCUUUCAACUUAUCCAAGAGUUACCUGAUCGCCGACUGCAACGUUCCCGCCUCGUACGCAUUCAAACAACUCAAGGGAAUGCUCUCAGCACUGAAACAGAAUUGCCUUCAGCAAUCUGUUGGGACGUGGACCGGAUUGCUGGAGGCGUCUCUGCUGUGGCUCGCAGGACUGCAAAAGCAGUACGAGCAAUUCCCUGUGCUCACGAGGGAAGUCUUCUCGGAGUUGCUGCGUGCACAGGUCAAUCUGCUGGCUUCCGAUUGUCAUAUCUGCGAGCUUCUGCAGCAGCUCCACUUGAUGGGAGAGGUAUUUUGCGUGCAACAACUGGUUGUGAUAUCGGUGCCGUGGCUGGGGACGCAACUGAUCGGGGAGUUGUUUAGCAUGCAAUUCCAGAAUCAAUCACGCGUCACCGGCGUCUACACUUCGGAGGAUUUCCAGGCGGGAUACAAUCAGUGCGACGCGCUCGGCGUGCUCGAUCUGCUGCGCUCGAUGGAUCUAUGCGUUCGGUGCGAGUUUGAAGGAGACGUCGAGUACGAGUUUCCCAUUUACAAUCAGACGGAGACGCUGUCCGGUUUGUGGGAUUCUGGCGAUCCCAGAUACAGGACGACAGGCGCGUGCUACGGAGGGGCCAGACUGCAGACUCCACCCGACACGUGCCAUCUCUUCUCGUCGAUAUUCACCCACGUCCAGGUGGAUUUGAGGAAGGCCACGCUGGAGAGCGGCGCGGCCAACGAGACCGAUCUCUAUCAAUGGUACAGAGGUUCGAAACUGUGCACCUCCGUGCUGGAGACGUUGAUCACGUUGCACGAGGACGCCUCCACCGGAGACGAGUUCAUCGAGGUGAAGAUACGCGGGCCACGGGAGAGCUCCCAGUACUGCUUCCACCUCUUCGAGCAGGUGCUCGAGACGGUGGGACAGGCGUUGAAGAGGGUGUGCCCGGGGCUUCUGGUGGAACGGCACGUGCUCAGUCCGCAGCAGCUGAGGAUACACGACCCCGAGACUUACGCGUACGAACCGCAGGUGCUGGCAGCGGCGAUGCUCGAAGCGGAAUCCACGCUCGACGUGACGAUCCACAACGCCUACACCGACAAGCAGGAGAGCAUAAUCCAAUUGGUCCUAUUCGAUGAUCAGGCAAUCGCGCACAACAUUCAAUGGGGAUGCGCUCUGAAGGUGAGGGACGUACCGACGCCGGCGAAGCUCAAACUGUGCGGACUGCUGGAUCCUCCGGAGCCGCACGGAAGAGAUUGGUGCGUCCUGGCUCUUCGCCUAGGACUCAGCCAGGAGAGGAUCGCCGCUCUGGAUUCGCAGCAUUCCAGCUGCACCAUGCGUCUUCUCUCCAUCGCCGACUGCUCCAUCGGAGCUCUAGUAGCCAGUUUGCAUGAUUUAGAUCGAGGGGACGCGGCCGACGUCGUGUUGCGUUCGGCCCCAUUGCUGAAGGUCGUAGAGCAUGUCGAUUCUUAGGCAACACACAAAACACACACACACACAUACACGAGCAUCAAUUAAUUGUACAUACAUACAAAUUAAACACACACUCACAUACAUGCGCGUAUGUUGUUAUAUGUGUAAAUGCGAUAACAUAAACAAGACAAGAAACAGUUCACAUUCCGGAAACGUUCGCGGAUUGCCAAAUGCAUUUGACAAACAACAAGGAUGAAGAGUGCGAGUUUCUGAUCAGACACAAACAACGAACGGGUUUUAGUUUACUAACAAUCUGUACAAUUUGAUUGGAUUAGAACGAAAAAAAAAAGAGGGAAGAAAACAGAAAGUCUACAGGGAAAAUAAAUAAAACUCAUUACUCACACACGGCACACACUCAGUAUUAAAAACAAAAGAACAUGUGAUACAGAUUAAAAC
Nicrophorus vespilloides is the source of this 3038-nucleotide messenger RNA. RefSeq names its product death-associated protein kinase 1-like. The record is from RefSeq and is a predicted model, not a curated record. The transcript has 12 exons. Gene Ontology annotation, molecular function: protein binding. The coding region runs from base 15 to 2642 and encodes 875 amino acids. Gene Ontology annotation, biological process: signal transduction. NCBI's taxonomy places the organism in Eukaryota, Metazoa, Arthropoda, Insecta, Coleoptera, Silphidae.